AUGGAAAAAGAUACGGGCCAUUUUUGUUAUGACCCCUACCCUACUGUCUCCAAACAGAACACAAGUUCGCUGAAUGGUGACCCUAGCAAGAAGACUAAAGAAGCGAAAUGCUGUUGCUGCUUCGGCAAGAGAACGAAAAGAAGAAGUAAAGCCUUUUUAGCAGGACUGGCCACCAACUUAGUGAUAUUCCUGGCCAUCGAAGGAGGCAGCAGCUAUCAGCACCAAAUCCUAGCAACGACUUCACUCUCCACGAAUAUCAACAACCACAAGAAGCAUACCAACCAAAGCAACCAGAGCAACCAGAGCGUCGACAUGAAGGCAAGAACUGACGAGGCUCGAGCAAAAACCGUUGAGAAUAUAUGGGAUAUCACUGUUAGUCUGAAUAUUUUGUACAGAGACAAUUGGACCCGACUAGCAGCAGAGGAGAUCACAAGAUUCCAAGAGGAGAUCCUGAAAACAAUGGCAGAGGAGAUGGCGCUGCAACAACCCCUUCAAGUGGCUAACCAUCGAGAAAAGCACCAUCCAGAUCCCUACGAAUGGAGUUUCGCGAAAGCUUUCCUCUACUCUCUGACUGUGCUCACAACGAUCGGUGAGUAA
This is a messenger RNA of Phaedon cochleariae (mustard beetle), 597 nucleotides long. The record is from the annotation of a GenBank genome assembly. NCBI's taxonomy places the organism in Eukaryota, Metazoa, Arthropoda, Insecta, Coleoptera, Chrysomelidae.